AGAAAUGGGUAAACGGGACAUCCCGAGUCCCAACGAGAAUAUCGCACCCAGGACAAUAGGAAUGCGAGAUGUCGACCUCACUGCAGCGCCUGCGAAAAAAGCGAAAUUGGAUACCGGAGAGAGAAUCGCCGUUUCUGGACGUGUUGCUUCAGUAAAACUUACCAACUUCAUGUGCCACGCAAAUCUUCAAAUCGAUUUCAAAACGGCACAAAACAAUUGCUUUUAUAUCGGUGGCCCGAAUGGAAGUGGAAAGAGUGCUCUGUUCGCUGCAAUCAAUUUGGGUCUUGGAGGACGAGGUUCUGAUAAUGAUCGAGGAAACACGGUGAAGUCUUACAUCAAAGAUGGAACAACACAAUCCAAAAUCACGAUCACACUGACCAAUGCAGGAUUGAACGCUCAUCCAGAUUUCGAUGAUCUCAUUUCCAUUGAGAGAACGAUCAAUCAGGCAUCGUCAACCUAUAUUAUGAAAAGUGUAAAAGUGACAUCCUCCGAUAAUCACGUUGAGCGAAUUGUGAGCAGGAAAAAGGCCGACGUCGAUCGCAUUGUGAGCCGAUUCAGCAUUCAUCUCUCGAAUCCUGCAUUUUGGAUGAGUCAAGACAGAUCACGAAGUUUUCUUGCAAACUUCAAACCAGCAAAUGUCUACAAGCUGUAUCUUGAAUCUACGAAUCUUGAGAACAUCCGAUUAUCUUAUAUCCGAUUUGCCGACGCUUUGGAUGAAUGCUUCGCGUUGAUACAGCUGAAGGCUGGAGAAAUUUUGAACGAGCAGAAAAAGCUGAAGCGAAUGCAAGAACAACGUGAUCUCCAAGCGAAGCUAGACCAGGAUCGUGCACUUGUUGCCAGUUUUUGCUGGAAGCUUCUCUUCUGUAAAGUUCGCGAUUACAACGAUCAAAUCGAACUGACUCUUAAGAAGCAGGAAGCUCAGAAAACCUUACAAGAUGAAACCAAAAAGGAAUACGCUAAAAAUCGUGCUGCCAGAACAGAAGUUGAGAAGAAAAUUCAAGAGUUUAGAGACGAGGUCGAAGUUCAGGAUGCGGAAAUAGCUGAAGCAAGAGAGGAUUUAGAUGCGAAGAAAAGAAAAGUUCUCGAAUUCGAAGAGAAGAUUCGAGAGUGUGAACAGAGUAUUAGGAAAAAGACAUCCGAGAAGAAAUACAUGGAACGGACGAUCGUUAAUGCUAAAAAUGAAGUUCGCAUUCUUCUUGAAAAGCAGGGAAAUCAGGAUUUGACAAAGAGGCUGACCAAAGUUGAGAACGAUUAUAAGGAUAUCUCUCAACAAAGAGAGAACAUGGAGUUAGGAGGCGAAUCAGCAAAGCUGAGGGAAAAACUUGACACGGUGAUUACUGACUACAAAAGGAAAGAAGAAGAAAAGUAUACAAUACAAAGAGAUAUAAAUCAACUUCGUCGGAAAAUUGAACAGGAUAUGGAGACAAUGCGACGGUCCAGAGCCACCAAGAAAGACGCCAUCAACAAAUUCGGCUCACACAUGGCUGAAAUACUCAUGGAAAUCAACCGAAGCAAGUCCCGAUUCCAAACUGUUCCAAAAGGUCCUCUUGGAAAGUACAUCACGUUGAUCGAUCCAAAAUGGGCAUUCACUGUUGAAGAAUGUAUUGGAAAUCUUGCAAACAACUUCUUGUGUUCCAGUCAUCUAGAUGCAGAGAUCCUCCGAAACAUCUUCCAAAGCCUUCGAAUUCCAGCACAAGACCGGCCGACGAUUAUUGUAGCCAAGUGCAAUGGAAGAGCUUAUACCAAUCUUCAUGAGCCAAGCUCAGACUUUAAAAGUAUCUACCGGGUGCUCAAGUUUUCAGAUCCAGAUGUUCAUAACGUGAUCAUCGACAAGAGCAACUGUGAACAGUUCAUUUUGAUCGAAGACAAAACUGAAGCCAUGGAGCUCAUGGGAAGCAAUUAUCCACCUCAAAAUGCAGUCAAAGCGUACACACUGGAUGGAUCUCAAGCAUAUGCUAAUGGACCAAAUAGUCAGUAUCGUUUCUACAGUGGUAGAGGAGGACAUGCACGUGGUACUUUUGGAAAUGAUCAGGGAGAUGUUGAUGAAGGAGCAUUAGCCAGACUGAUUGAAGAUACUAAAUCGGAAGCCAUGAGACUGGAAACUCAAGAUUUGCGAAAACAAGAUCAUGAGCUGAAAGUGAUAUAUAAUGAGCGUGAUCAGACGAAAGCUGCAAUUGAUGAAUUCGAUAGAAAAUUGUCAAAUCUUCGAUCUCAAGAAUUGCAGAAAGAACGUCAGGCAAAAGAUUUGAGAGCAGAAUUGGCGCAAACUGCGAAUGAAGAUCAAGUGGAAAAUCUGAAUGAAUCUAUUGAGGAAAUGCAGAAAAAGAUUCCUUUAAUCGAGGAUGAAGUCAAAGAUAUUCUGAAAAAUGUGGCAGACAUCACUGCAGACAUGGCUCCAGUUAUUCAAGAGAGGAAAGAAGCGGAACAUACGCUAGCGGAAAUUCAAAAAGAAACACGAGAUUUUGCAAGUAAAUCCCAGAAACUUCAAAACGAAUUGAGCAAGUAUGACGACGCCGGAGAGAUUCUCAAAAUUCGUCUCGAUAAAGUGAAAGCUGACGAAGGUGUAUUCUUCCACACAGAGGCGAAACUCAAAUCUGAAAGAGACGAUGCGAUGGAAAUGGUGGAAAACGACAAAAAGAAUCAUCCAAUGCCACCUGGCGAGACAGAUCCACCAGAUCUUUCAAGUUUCCCGUCGACGACUGAAGCUCAGAGAAAGAUCGAAGAAAUGCAGAAAGCAGUUGACAGAGCAACAGUUGGAUGUGACACUACUAUUACUCUUGAAUGUGUUAAAGACUUUAAAGAUAAACUGAAAAGGUUGAAGUAUCUGUGUCGCAUGAUUGAAGAUGUUCUCAUCGAGCUUAAAAAUCUUCAUGCAGCCCGUGUAAAAGCAUAUCCGAGCUUGAAAAAGUUCACGGAAUUGAAGGUGUGUAACAAGUUCCAGGAGUUGCUCGCAGUUCGAGGUCAUUUUAUCGGUGGUCUCGAAUUCGAUCACGAGAAGGAGACACUUAAUGUGAAUGUUCAAUCUUCUAAAGAGAAGGAUGCGAUGGCUGGACGAAGACCUGAAGUCCUUGAGGUAGAAGAAGUCGACGAGCAUUCGUAUGAUGAUGAUAGUGACGAUAGUACCGGUCCGCGUAGAAAGAAGUCCAAGAAGAGCGGCCAGAAAAAGAAGAGAGUUCGUGAUCUGAAAGGAUUAUCCGGAGGAGAACGGUCUUUUGUGACUGCCGCACUCGUCAUGUCCUUGUGGGAAGUUAUGGAGCAGCCAUUCCGAAUGAUGGAUGAGUUUGAUGUCUUUAUGGACAUGAUGAAUAGAAAGCUGGUGAUGGAUUUGCUCGUCGAGCUGGCCACCAAGAAGUUCCCUCACAAUCAGUUCAUCUUCUUCACUCCACAAGGAAUCAAGGAACUCAACAUGGUCGAUGGUCUUCAAGUUUUCGAGAUGAACAGAGUCCGCGACUAGAUAUUGGCAAUAAAUUGUUGAUAAUUUGUAAACUAAAGAUAUCUUUCUCUCUUGUGCAUCUCAUUCCAAAUGCUUUACAGUCCCCAUAUAUUUUUUAUCGGACCCUAACGAUCUUUUUUAUUGGUUUUAAAGCCCCCUGUCCUCCUAAAUACCAACCCCAUGACAAAAUUAAAUUCCAAUCUCCUCCUGAUACCAUACUUUAUUUUUUUACCCACUUUAUUUUGAAGUCUUUAGUAAAAUGAAAAGAAUCAUUUUAAA
Messenger RNA from Caenorhabditis elegans, 3712 nucleotides. It is a transcript of the gene smc-6, whose product is annotated as Structural maintenance of chromosomes protein 6 homolog smc-6. Gene Ontology annotation, biological process: chromosome organization. The record is from RefSeq and is marked reviewed. NCBI's taxonomy places the organism in Eukaryota, Metazoa, Nematoda, Chromadorea, Rhabditida, Rhabditidae. Gene Ontology annotation, cellular component: nucleus; chromosome. The transcript is spliced from 7 exons. Gene Ontology annotation, molecular function: ATP binding. The coding region runs from base 5 to 3454 and encodes 1149 amino acids.